UCCUGCCUCCAUUUUGUUUCACUUGUGUGUGUAAAUUAGUUUCACUUUCAAUGUGUAAGUUUGCUAGAACUCUCUGCUAAUAGCUUUGUAGAGGCAAAUUCUUUUUACCUGGCAAUUACCACUUCUGGAACCUCAGAAUUCUUGUUUUGCAACAAUAAAGCUUGAAGGAUUCAUAAAUCUCUGCUGUGGAAUUUGUCUGAGUUAAGCUACUCUGCUGGAUUCUACUAAACUGAUACUGCAGUAUGUCCCUAUGAUGCUAAUCACUGUAUGCCCCAGUCAUCCUUGGAGAAACAUGUUGCAGCAUGUAGGUUGCGGAAACUUGGCUAUAGCAAAGAAGAGGUGGAGGCAGUGAACCCACAUUUUUUCUAUGAAAAUGCCAAAGUACAUUCAGUAGUUAUAGAUAAAGCUAAGCAGUUUCAGAUAAUCAGGCAAGCAAAGGAUUCUGCAUCCGGUGGAAGAGAAAAUGGGUCAUAUGAUACAAGUGCAUACUCCUCUUAUCCUGUUGAAGUCCCUUAUAAUCACAAGCGUGCUAUCUGUGAUCUGACGUCUGCUGACCGCCUUGCCGUUUAUGAUUUUGUAACUGAAGAGGCAAAGAAGCAAAGAUCAAUAAUGCCAGUUGCUCAGAAUGAGUCUGAUCUGUUUGAAGAUUUGACCGCCAAGAUUAAUCAAGAUGACGGAGAUAAAGGCCCAAAAUCACACCUUGAACUCAUGGCAGAAAUGAGAGACUAUAAACGACGUCGGCAGUCUUAUAGGGCAAAGAAUGUUCAUAUAACUAAGAAGUCUUACACUGAGAUCAUCCGGGAUGUCAUUGGUGUCCAUAUGGAUGAGUUGAGCAACCAUUGGCGUGAUGAAAUGCAUGAUGAAGUUGGCUCCACAGUAUCUUCUUCUUCCCUUAAACGGCGAGAAUCACAGAGAUCUCCCUCUGUGGAAUCCAGACAGUCAGUUGGCAGCCAUAGGGGCAAGCACCGUACUGAGAGCCGCAGAGACAGGAGCAGGAGUCCACGCAGACACCGCAGUCGUGAAAAAGAGUCUAGAAAGAGAGAGAGGAGCAAAGAAAAGCAUCACCACCAUAAAAGAAGAAAACAUAAUUGACAACUUUUGGAUUUUUUUCAUAAAAAAUAAAGAAAUAAAAAAGAUAA
This is a messenger RNA of Bombina bombina (fire-bellied toad), 1139 nucleotides long. It is a transcript of the gene SNRNP48, whose product is annotated as small nuclear ribonucleoprotein U11/U12 subunit 48. Gene Ontology annotation, cellular component: U12-type spliceosomal complex; nucleoplasm; cytosol. The record is from RefSeq and is a predicted model, not a curated record. Bases 268 to 1092 code for a protein of 274 amino acids. The transcript is spliced from 9 exons. NCBI's taxonomy places the organism in Eukaryota, Metazoa, Chordata, Amphibia, Anura, Bombinatoridae.